Rattus norvegicus (Norway rat) is the source of this 3495-nucleotide messenger RNA. It is a transcript of the gene Klkb1, whose product is annotated as kallikrein B1. The record is from RefSeq and is a predicted model, not a curated record. Lineage: Eukaryota; Metazoa; Chordata; Mammalia; Rodentia; Muridae. Gene Ontology annotation, biological process: proteolysis. Gene Ontology annotation, molecular function: serine-type endopeptidase activity. Gene Ontology annotation, cellular component: extracellular region.
GGUGUUUGCACUUUUAGAUAAGAGGCUAUUUUAAAUUUAAUUUUUAAAAAUUUAUUUAUUCACCCAUUGCAAGGCUAUGUGUGUGUGUUCUGUGCAGGUUCUGGGGAUUGGACUCAGGUCAUCAGGCUUGAUGGCAAAUGCUUUUGACCUACUGAGAUGUCUUGUAAGCUCCACGAUGAUUUUAGACUUUUAAAGCUUGCUUCACUGGGCAAACCUAGUAGUCAUGUAUCUCAUCAAUGGAUUCUGGGUUAGCCAACUGUGUAGUUAGAGUUGGAUAUGCAAGGCUAGGUUUGAAUCUUGGGUCCACAGAAAAGAGCAUUGCAUCAGGGUCCACCGUGAUUACAUUGAUGACUGAAUUCCUAGAGCCCAUGCUUGAAUCCUCAGAUCAGUGGGGCCACGAUCUUAUGAUUGAGGACUGCCUUAACAUGUUGAUAUUGAAAUGAACCUGAAAACUGAGCCUCCAGUGGCCAUGUUAACGAACUCAAGCCCGUGGGCAUGGGUUUGUUCCUGAAUCUACAAUCGCUGUCCUGGAAAUGAGCCCUGGAAAUGGGACAAUCUGGUGGCUGGCCUGAGGUAUCAUCCUGGAGCCUGGGUCUGCAGGGUCAGCCUGAUAACUGGGAUUUCCUGGAAUGGACUUGUUUACAUCUGUCUUUAUUCAUAGGGAACACAUCGCCAUUCUGUGCUGCCCAGGCUUAGUAGCAGGGUUUUAUGGUUAAAGUGAAGGAUCGAACACUCUUCAAUGCCUAUUCACUAUGUCCACAGUUUCACCGGGGGCUGUAACCUAUCAUCUGGCUUUCUUAACACUUGGAAAGGCAUGGGGAAUUGUUCCCAUGGAUUCUUCUGCAAAGGGAUGCGUGGUGGAGAUUCCAAUUUUGUCAUGGUGUUUACAUGACUUUCUGGAAUCGGUAACAUAUUAAGUACUUGAACCUGGACUGGAAGGUCCAUGGACUGUAUUGACAGGUCAAACAGAAGACACUGAUGCCAGAAGCCCAGUGUCAACACUGGAGCCAAGCAGAGACCAACCUCAGUGCCAUAUUCGGAGAGCUUGAAGACUAGCUUCAUGUGAAGACUCCUUCUCCUCCAGCAGCACAAAGCAACCAUCCUUCCAGGAUGAUUUUAUUCAAACAAGUGGGUUAUUUUGUUUCCUUGUUCGCUACAGUUUCCUGUGGGUGUCUGUCACAACUGUAUGCAAAUACCUUCUUCAGAGGUGGGGAUCUGGCUGCCAUCUACACCCCGGAUGCCCAGCACUGUCAGAAGAUGUGCACGUUUCACCCCAGGUGCCUGCUCUUCAGCUUCCUUGCCGUGAGUCCAACCAAGGAGACAGAUAAAAGGUUUGGGUGCUUCAUGAAAGAGAGCAUUACAGGGACUUUGCCAAGAAUACACCGGACAGGGGCCAUUUCUGGUCAUUCUUUAAAACAGUGUGGCCAUCAAUUAAGUGCUUGCCACCAAGACAUAUACGAAGGACUGGAUAUGAGAGGGUCCAACUUUAAUAUAUCUAAGACCGACAGUAUUGAAGAAUGCCAGAAACUGUGCACAAAUAAUAUUCACUGCCAAUUUUUCACAUAUGCUACAAAAGCAUUUCACAGACCAGAGUACAGGAAGAGUUGCCUGCUGAAGCGCAGUUCAAGUGGAACGCCCACCAGUAUAAAGCCAGUGGACAACCUGGUGUCUGGAUUCUCACUGAAGUCCUGUGCUCUCUCAGAGAUCGACCUGAAUGUAAGCCAUGUCGUCACCCCCGAUGCCUUCGUGUGUCGCACCGUUUGCACCUUCCAUCCCAACUGCCUCUUCUUCACAUUCUACACGAAUGAGUGGGAGACGGAAUCACAGAGGAAUGUUUGUUUUCUUAAGACAUCUAAAAGUGGAAGACCAAGUCCCCCUAUUAUUCAAGAAAAUGCUGUAUCUGGAUACAGUCUCUUCACCUGCAGAAAAGCUCGCCCUGAACCCUGCCAUUUCAAGAUUUACUCUGGAGUUGCCUUCGAAGGGGAAGAACUGAACGCGACCUUCGUGCAGGGAGCAGAUGCGUGCCAAGAGACUUGUACAAAGACCAUCCGCUGUCAGUUUUUUACUUACUCAUUGCUUCCCCAAGACUGCAAGGCAGAGGGGUGUAAAUGUUCCUUAAGGUUAUCCACGGAUGGCUCUCCAACUAGGAUCACCUAUGAGGCACAGGGGAGCUCUGGUUAUUCUCUGAGACUGUGUAAAGUUGUGGAGAGCUCUGACUGUACGACAAAAAUAAAUGCACGUAUUGUGGGAGGAACAAACUCUUCUUUAGGAGAGUGGCCAUGGCAGGUCAGCCUGCAAGUAAAGUUGGUUUCUCAGAAUCAUAUGUGUGGAGGGUCCAUCAUUGGACGCCAAUGGAUACUGACGGCUGCCCAUUGCUUUGAUGGGAUUCCCUAUCCAGACGUGUGGCGUAUAUAUGGCGGGAUUCUUAAUCUGUCAGAGAUUACAAACAAAACGCCUUUCUCAAGUAUAAAGGAGCUUAUUAUUCAUCAGAAAUACAAAAUGUCAGAAGGCAGUUACGAUAUUGCCUUAAUAAAGCUUCAGACACCGUUGAAUUAUACUGAAUUCCAAAAACCAAUAUGCCUGCCUUCCAAAGCUGACACAAAUACAAUUUAUACCAACUGCUGGGUGACUGGAUGGGGCUACACAAAGGAACGAGGUGAGACCCAAAAUAUUCUACAAAAGGCAACUAUUCCCUUGGUACCAAAUGAAGAAUGCCAGAAAAAAUAUAGAGAUUAUGUUAUAACCAAGCAGAUGAUCUGUGCUGGCUACAAAGAAGGUGGAAUAGAUGCUUGUAAGGGAGAUUCCGGUGGCCCCUUAGUUUGCAAACAUAGUGGAAGGUGGCAGUUGGUGGGUAUCACCAGCUGGGGCGAAGGCUGUGCCCGCAAGGAGCAACCAGGAGUCUACACCAAAGUUGCUGAGUACAUUGACUGGAUAUUGGAGAAGAUACAGAGCAGCAAGGAAAGAGCUCUGGAGACAUCUCCAGCAUGAGGAGGCUGGGUACUGAUGGGGAAGAGCCCAGCUGGCACCAGCUUUACCACCUGCCCUCAAGUCCUACUAGAGCUCCAGAGUUCUCUUCUGCAAAAUGUCGAUAGUGGUGUCUACCUCGCAUCCUUACCAUAGGAUUAAAAGUCCAAAUGUAGACACAGUUGCUAAAGACAGCGCCAUGCUCAAGCGUGCUUCCUGCCUUGAGCAACAGGAACGCCAAUGAGAACUAUCCAAAGAUUACCAAGCCUGUUUGGAAAUAAAAUGGUCAAAGGAUUUUUAUUAGGUAGUGAAAUUAGGUAGUUGUCCUUGGAACCAUUCUCAUGUAACUGUUGACUCUGGACCUCAGCAGAUCACAGUUACCUUCUGUCCACUUCUGACAUUUGUGUACUGGAACCUGAUGCUGUUCUUCCACUUGGAGCAAAGAACUGAGAAACCUGGUUCUAUCCAUUGGGAAAAAGAGAUCUUUGUAACAUUUCCUUUACAAUAAAAAGAUGUUCUACUUGGACUUGA